Trichobilharzia szidati is the source of this 608-nucleotide messenger RNA. Lineage: Eukaryota; Metazoa; Platyhelminthes; Trematoda; Strigeidida; Schistosomatidae. The record is from the annotation of a GenBank genome assembly.
AGAGAAUUCUGAACGACCGACCGCUUUCGCCGGUACGAGAUGAUGUGAGGGAUUUUGACGUGUUAACUCCAAAUAAACUGCUAUUAUUGGGCGAAGUAAUCCCGGUUUAGGAGAAGGGUGCAUAGGUCCGAGACCCAUGAUUAAAAGAUGGAGACAAGCUAAGCAUCUGAAGGAUAUGUUUUGGAAGAGAUGGUUUAAAGUGUAUAUACUAACUCUCCAGUCAAGAGAUAAAUGGAAGAAGACAUUUCAAAACUUGCAAGUUGGUGAUGUGAUCUUAGUUUCGGAUAAGACUUCUACAGGUAAAUGGCCUCUAGGAGUAAUAGAAGGAGUAAUAUGCAGUAAUGAUGGGUUGGUGAGGACAGUGGAAGUGAGGACAAAAUAUGGCACGCUGACGCGAGAUAUUCGAAAAUUAUGCUUGCUUGAAGUGUUAGAGGACAGAUCAGAGAUUGGACAAUCCGACGAUUUUCCAACUUAGGGAGUCAACCUGAGAAAGGUUGUAGGCGUACUGCUGUAAGUCCUACAAUUCUUCAAGGGUAGCUCGUCAAGGCAGAAUCCACAACAUUUGAUGUAUUGAUUAUACAUAUAUUUGUGUUAAGUAAUUGAGUGGG